Messenger RNA from Meloidogyne enterolobii, 5349 nucleotides. The record is from the annotation of a GenBank genome assembly. Lineage: Eukaryota; Metazoa; Nematoda; Chromadorea; Rhabditida; Meloidogynidae.
CGAUGUGUAUUACUCCGGAUGGUGCGCAAUUUUUAAUUGGUGGUUGGCAGAAUUUGCGUAUAUAUGAUCUCAACUGUCUUACAAAUUCAGGAUUGCAUAAUUCAGCGGUUCAUGAGAAGAACAUUACAUCUGUUGGAUUUCAAAGUGAUGGUGUUUGGUUGUAUACUGGUGGUGAAGAUUGCAUGGCGAAGAUUUGGGACAUGCGUAUCAAUCAACUUAAUUGUCAGCGUAUAUUCCAAGUUUUUCACUCAAUUGCUCUCCAUCCAAAUCAAAUUGAAUUGUUAAUUUCUGACGCAACUGGAGCUGUCUAUAUAUGGGAUUUGAGAUCUGACCGAGAUGAUACAUUGUCUACUGAAGUUGAUGUUUCCGAAUAUAUAGUGCACAUUGAUAUAGAUAGAUUAGGUCGACAAUGUGCAGCCGUCACGAAUAGAGGAAAUCUUUUCUUUUGGGAGAUUAACCAUAAAGGCAGCGGUUUGGCUAAAACAAUUCCACAUCUUGAUGCCACUGCCGACAAUGGAUCAACGCAGAAGCUUCAAAGGCAAACGACUCCACAAGAAUUAAAGGAAGAUGAGUCGACAACGGAAUUCUACUCAAGUUCAAUGAUUGACACAGGCCUUCCUCCUAUUGCACCACCACCUCUAUCAGAAAUGGGUGGAGAUGGUAGCGCUUUCUAUGUGCCUGCUCCUCGACGAAAGCAAAGAUAUGGUGCAAAAGAAGUACCACCAUCCGAACUAGGCGAAGAAAAUGAAGAAUUGAAGCAAAUUGAACAAGAAAUGUUGAAAAAUCCAUCUAUGACUGUUACACCGCCACAUCGUUCAUCUCUACCAGUAGAUUUAAUAAGCAAUGCAAAGUAUCGAAUGAAAUUGCGUGCUCACAAAUCAUUUGCAUUGAAGUGUAGAUACCGGCCUGACAGCUUAGCAAUAGCAACAUGUUCAGCUGAUCAGACAACUAAAUUAUGGAGCGUUAACGAUCACAAUUUGUUAAGCACAUAUGCAGCUCCAAAUAGUAAAUGGGUCUGGGAUUGCGCUUUUACUAAUGAUUCAGCUUACAUGCUGACAGCUUCAUCUGAUGGAAUCAUUCGUAUGUGGGAAUUGGCGUCAAGUUCAGUUGUUCAAAUGUAUCAGGGUCAUUCAUUGGGUAUUACUUCAAUGUUUACUUGGAAGAAACCGCAAGAUUUUCACUCUUCGCUUCAACGGUUUGCAGAUGUUGGUCGUGAUGCUGGUUCAAGAGCAAAACAUUUCAAGUUGAUUUUUGAGAAUCUUACAAUUGAAGAAAAAAGGCAGUUGAUCGAGAGUUUUGGAUUUGAAAUUUAUCAUUUGAUUGAUUCACUUAUGCUUUGUCAUUAUGGACAACUAAUUGAACAACAAACAAUUGCUGAUGUUACUGCUGCAACUUAUACGACCGCGUUAGACAUACUUGAACAAGUUUUACUAAAUGCUCCGGAGUUUGUUGGAAUUGGUUGGCAAAGAAAUGGAAUUGAGUUUAUCUUGAAAAUGGUUCUCCAUCCUCGAAACGAAAUUUCUGUUAGAAAAUUGGCUAUCAGACUUUUCAUUAUUUGGUAUCAAACCUUAGCUGUUUAUGGCCGAACAAAUUAUAAUCUGGAUGUUGUUUUUCAAUGUGUUUUGCCUCACUUUCCUCUUAACAAUGAAUUAAGUACUGAUCGAAUUUUGACUAUGUUUUGUGAGGGUUUUGAACUUAACUCAACAAAUUGUGAAUAUUCAAAUACACUGUUUGAGCCCUACAUUGCCAAAUGUAUUCCCAUCAUGAUUUGUACAUUAAGUGAAGUAGAUCAACAACAGCAACUUUCGACUGACAUCACAACAUCUACUCGUGAAAAGGCAAAAACACUUCAGAUUUACCUGGAUAAAUUUCUUGAAUAUAUAAUUCGUGAGACCAUGCGAAUUAAUUGGUCUAAUCCUCUACAACGCUUGGAAUGUGCAAGAUUCUUAUUGGAUCGUAUAAUUGUUUUGUAUAUUUGUGAGUUAUUCCCCGAUACAUCAAAUGGAAUUGAUGUGAAUAGCGGUUUGGAGACUACUUUUGCUGAAGAUGUUAAAGAUGACAAACCGCUUCUUGAGACUGCAGAACCUGAAACCAUUGCUAAAUAUUGGCUCAUCCGAUUUUUUGUUCGUAUUGCUGAACCAUUUGAUUCGACUCUGCCUUCUUGUACUUCUUCCUCCAAUAACUUGCAAUUAACUUCUGAACGUAGCAAUAGUAAUAAUAUAUCUUCCUCUGGACUUCCACUCUUUAAACAAGCUAUAAAUGUUUUGCUUACAAUGAUGCGUGAAUCAAUGAGGCUUCCACUUUCCUGUGUUAACGUUAUACAAAAAGUUCUUGCCUUAAUUCGUAUUUGGCUAUCACAACCAGAAUUACCCCAUUUUCUUGAUUCAAAGCGUGUAUCGACAGACUAUUGGACUCAAUUAUUACUUCGAAUGCUUUUUUCUUUUUUCCGUUCGCCAUAUCUUCUCGUCAUCAACGAUCGUCUGCCAUCUGCAAUUUCUAUUGCUCAUAAUAUACUUAAAAUUGUAAGAGAUUUGGCAAAUCCUUCGGGCAUGCAAAUUGUGAAUAUUUCCAAGUCUGUGUGGCAGGAACUACUUAAAAGAUUAAUCUCCAUCGUGGAUUUAUGUGUUAGAAGAUCAGAUGCAUUUGGACAAGCAACAGCCGCAGGUUUCACGCGUACUUUGCUAGGCACUUUGGUCUUCGUUCAAGUGCUUCGUGAAAUCAACAUCGAUAACCAUUUAUGGGAUUGUGUGUUGGUUGUAUUUCACAGUGCUUCAUGGAAAAUUCAGAUUAUUGAACAAUGGUCAAGGAUUACUAUUAAUAUCACCAAAGCAUUGAUUUUAAAUUUAUUUGCGAUAGAUGUAUGUUCUAUUGAUUCUGGUGUCCCACAAAAGGUCAACGAUUCUAUUGAUGAGAUUCCUAACUUUUCAGAAAAUACGAGCUGUAACAACUUAAAAACAACAAGCGAUAGUAGUAGCACUGACACCUGCCCUUGUGAGGCUGCGAUUACUCAAAACAACAGCGGAUUGGCAAUUGUUUGGAUUAGAACAUGGAUGAGGAUUAUUUGUUUGGUUGAUACUUCAAUUUCUGAAUGGAAUCGCUCCCAACAAUUAGCUGUACAAACUAUUGCCACAUAUGGCCGAGCUGUGGAUAUGCUUAUUCAAGUAGGAGAGGGAGCCCAAUCAAAUAAUGAAGCCAAUCCUCUCAUCCAUUGGUUGGCAAUACAAGUCUUGCGUUGCGCUUUAGACGUGGCGCCGCACGCACUUCCUAUCAUGUUUACCAUUUUGGUAAGUGCACAGCCACUACCUCCACUUGUGAGAGUUUUUAUUCUUCAUCGCAUAACGGAAUGUCUACGUACAGAAGUUGCGCCAUUAGCGCUUGAACAUAUUCCUUCAAUAAACAGUUUAGAAGAUAUGGCCAUUAUCUCCGCUGAAACAAUUUCAACUUUACAAAGGCUUAUCAAAAAUCAAGAAUUUUCGGCAAGAGCGAUUCGUGUUGCUGCAUUGUUGUCCUUAAAUCACCCUGAUGCUGAAAAGAUUAUAAUCUCUCUUCUUGAAACACGUCGUCAAUCACAACAACAACAACUUGACCAAUUCUCUUUGACGCUUUGUGUGAAUGCACUUUCACUAUUAAUUCUAGAAAGAGCUGAUGUAGUAUUAUUUGAUAGAUUGUUACAUCUUCUAAUUGACCAUCAAUAUGCAGCACGAGUGUUACCUUUGUUUUCUAAUAUUGCAUCAGUUAUGCGAGUUGGAUUUCAUUCUCAACUUAUUGAUGCUGUUCAGUUGUCUUUGUCAAAGGCCAAAAAUGUGAACAUGUUAAACGAUUUGAAAUGGCAACUUUGUUCAAUUUGUGCUAAAGAAAGCAUUGCUUUACAAUGGAAAGAAGCUUUAGCAGAGCGAUUUGAAACUGAUAAGGAUACCUUUUUCGAAGGCUUUUUAAUUCGACUCUCGGUUAGCUUUCAAAUUACUCAAUGGAAUUCCAUUCAAGAAGCGGCAACUGAAAAAGAAGAGAGUGAUGAGUGCAAUAUUUACAUGGAAACAAAUUCAUCCAUCCUUAGUUUGGGAAGAGAAGAUCCACAAAUGCUUUGGUGCAGAACAGCUCUUGGUCGGUAUGCCUAUCAAAUAGAGAUGAUUGAAGAUGAGGAAGAGCCGAAUCUUUCAGCUGAUAAUUGGCUAAACUCAAUUUCAGAUGAAACAAAUCCUUUAUUCCAAUCAACACAGAGUGCUCGGCAAAAAUCUUCUCUAGUUGAUGAAAUUUUUGAUCCAUUCCAGGAGUUGCCAUUUCCUAUCCCUCGCCACUCAUCACAAAUUCCCAUAAAUUCAUCAUCCUCAACUUUUGCACACAAAGCAGAUUUGAUUCCACUAGAUAUCUCUGUGCCUGAAAUACUACAAUUCAUACAAUCAAGUACUCGUUUUCCUGAAGAAGUCACAGCAAUAAAUGGUUAUGAUCAAGUAAAAUCCGAAGCAUCAAAGUCAGAAAUGCUUAAUCAACUUGGCAACGAUGAUAGCAACAUUGAUUCAAGUACUGUGGAUGGGAGUAAAUACAACUGCUGGCGAAAAUUUAAUGCUACUUUUGGAUUUUUUGAUUCUGCUAAAGAUUCUCCAUCAAACUUUUACCGAGAGAUUCGACAUCUAGACUCUACCGUUUGUCGAGAAGUGCACAAAGUUGCUGUAAUUUUUGUAGGUGGAGGAAAUGACUUACAAGAUAAACAAUCAAUCUUAUCAAACAAUACAGGAUCAGAAACUUUUAACAAAUUUUAUGAUGGAUUAGGUUGGCCUGUUCAUAUUGGUUCUUCUGAAUUUUCCGGAUAUAAUGGAGGCCUUCCUAAUGGACAAACAGCAAUUUAUUAUGCGACAGCAAACACUGAGCUUAUUUUUCACGUUUCAACACUUUUGACUGGAGACGCUACUCAACGCUUAAAACACUUGGGAAAUGAUGAGGUGCAUGUUGUUUGGUCAGAAAAUACAAAACCUUAUAGACGAGAUAUGAUUGCUACUCGAUUUUGUGAUGUGCUAAUUGUAUUGUAUUUAUCGAGCCCAGUUCUUUUGCGUGUUCACAUUGAAGUUCAAGAUCCACGUUUACAAUUUGGUCCACUUUUUGAUGGUGCAUGUAUACAUAUAUCUCAAGCAAGUACUCUAGUUCGUGAAACUGUGCUAAAUGCAUCGCGUGCUUACCGAAAUCUUCGUGUGGAAUGUGAUCGUCCAAAUAAAUAUCGUGAGAGGGUUUUUCGUGAUACAAAAAAGAUGCUUAAACCUUUGUCAUUGUCAAAUUCAAUCACAAGACUAUUUCAUGCGUCAUUUGAAUGAGUUGUAUUUUUUGCUAAUUAUUUUCCCAACAAUCCCAGAAUUCUAU